AUGAAUCUGCAAGAACUAUUAGCGAAAGUACCGCUGUUGUUAUCGUAUCCGACCAUUAUUCUAUCCAGUAAUCUGAUCGUACCUUCCCAUAAUGAUCUCAUAUCACGAGCAGCCUCUACAUCAGCAGCAGAGUAUGCUGACGAAAAGCUAAUAUUUUUCAGUACAGAUCAUGCCAUCAGACUGAUUUUUCUGCCAACCUUCGUAGCUUCUUCCUUUAACCUAUUUGCGCACUAUUUUAACUUCAUCAAUUACUCUAGCCGAAGGAAGUAUUAUGUUUUAUUUACUGCAAUUUAUUUCCUAUCCAUAUUGACUGCGAUUUUCCAUCCAAUUCAGUCAACAUGCAUCACUCUAUUGAUUAUCAAGCUCCUGACUACCGCUGAUGAGUCUUCGCCAAAAAUUGCCCUCAAUUUCAAGACCAUUUUGAAAACAUUUGUUCCCUUUAUUACUUUAACAUUAGUUAUAUUGCGUUGGGAUCCUUCUUUUGAUGCCAGCUCAGGAGAUGUGAACAAAAUUUCUACGUCUUUGGCCGCAUAUGCUCUCUUAAUAUUAACGCUAAGAUAUGCAUCACCGCUGAUAUUAUCGACGUUAUCAAGUAGCAUAGGUGUUGUUUCCAAAGACACCAGCGUCGCACAGCAUUCGAUAAGUAGAAAUAAGAGAUUUCCGCUAAUUCUCGUGUUACCGAUUUUUUCCUUUGUUCUUUUGUAUCUAAUGACUAUAGUUAACAAGACUUACAAUAUCCAGUUAUUAAUGGUAUUUGUGUUUUUUGGAUGUCUGUCCAUUUUCUUUUUAUCGUUAAAAGAUUUGUUCACAGAGGAUGGAAAUCAAAAGAAGGGAGGCCAGGAGGAUGAAUAUUGUCGUAUGUUUGACAUAAAGUACAUGAUUUCCUAUUUAUGGCUGACAAGGUUCACCAUUUUAUUGACAGGCAUAAUGGCUAUUGUAGUACAUUUUUUAUCGUUUAAUGAAAUUACUUCUUCCAUCAAAACUGAUUUGUUAAGUUUACUUUUCGUCGUAGUGGCAGAAUAUGUUUCCAGUUUCUCUAACAAACAACCUGAUUCGCACUCCCAUAAUCAUGCACAUCACCAUUCCCAUCUAACCGAUUCAUUGCCUCUCGAAAAUGAAAGUAUGUUCAAACAAAUGGCAUUGAAUAAGGACACCAGGUCCAUUUUUUCGUUUUUAUUGUUGAAUACCGCUUUCAUGUUUGUACAACUUUUAUAUUCCUUUCGUUCCAAAUCAUUGGGCUUAUUAUCUGAUUCGUUGCAUAUGGCCUUAGAUUGCACAUCUUUGCUCUUAGGUCUAAUUGCUGGUGUAUUGACCAAGAAACCAGCAAGUGAUAAAUUCCCUUUCGGUCUAAAUUAUCUUGGUACCUUGGCAGGUUUCACCAAUGGUGUUCUGUUACUCGGCAUAGUGUGCGGUAUCUUUGUGGAGGCAAUUGAGAGAAUUUUCAACCCCAUUCAUCUUCAUGCAACAAAUGAGUUGUUGGUUGUUGCUACGUUAGGCUUAUUAGUGAACCUUGUAGGUUUGUUUGCCUUCGACCAUGGUGCACAUGAUCAUGGUGGUACUGAUAAUGAAAACAUGAAGGGGAUUUUUUUACAUAUAUUGGCAGAUACAUUAGGUUCUGUUGGCGUUGUUAUUUCGACGUUAUUAAUCAAGUUAACACACUGGCCAAUUUUUGAUCCGAUCGCCUCUUUAUUAAUUGGUUCCUUGAUUUUACUUAGCGCUCUGCCCCUGCUAAAAUCUACUUCCGCAAAUAUUUUACUAAGACUGGAUGACAAGAAGCAUAAUCUAGUAAAGAGUGCGCUAAACCAGAUUUCAACGACGCCAGGAAUCACAGGUUAUACAACUCCUAGAUUUUGGCCGACAGAGUCAGGCAGUUCCGGGCAUUCACAUGCACACACGCAUUCUCAUGCAGAGAAUCAUAGCCAUGAGCAUCAUCAUGAUCAGAAAAACGGUUCACAAGAACACCCGAGCUUGGUGGGCUAUAUUCAUGUACAGUAUGUAGACGGCGAGAAUUCGACAAUUAUCAAGAAAAGAGUUGAAAAAAUAUUCGAAAAUGUGUCGAUUAAAGCGUGGGUACAAGUUGAGCCUCAAAAUUCCACUUGUUGGUGCCGGGCUACUUCUAUGAACACAAUUUCAGCUAACCCGAAUUCUUUACCGCUACAGCCUAUAGCAAAUUGA
Messenger RNA from Saccharomyces cerevisiae S288C, 2175 nucleotides. It is a transcript of the gene MSC2, whose product is annotated as metal cation transporter MSC2. Gene Ontology annotation, biological process: intracellular monoatomic cation homeostasis; zinc ion transport; inorganic ion homeostasis. Bases 1 to 2175 code for a protein of 724 amino acids. The record is from RefSeq and is marked reviewed. Lineage: Eukaryota; Fungi; Ascomycota; Saccharomycetes; Saccharomycetales; Saccharomycetaceae. The transcript has a single exon. Gene Ontology annotation, molecular function: monoatomic cation transmembrane transporter activity; zinc ion transmembrane transporter activity. Gene Ontology annotation, cellular component: endoplasmic reticulum membrane; membrane; nuclear membrane.